Phytophthora nicotianae INRA-310 is the source of this 6802-nucleotide messenger RNA. RefSeq lists its product as hypothetical. The coding region runs from base 98 to 6703 and encodes 2201 amino acids. Gene Ontology annotation, cellular component: cytoplasm. Lineage: Eukaryota; Oomycota; Peronosporomycetes; Peronosporales; Peronosporaceae. Gene Ontology annotation, molecular function: phosphatidylinositol-3,4-bisphosphate 4-phosphatase activity. The record is from RefSeq and is a predicted model, not a curated record. The transcript has 7 exons.
UGUGGACCUCGUCACAUCGCUUCGCCCAACCCUUACGCUUCAUCACUUUAAUAUCAACCGAGACCACAGAGCGCCACUGUACUCGUCGGCGGCUCUCAUGCGGCGUCGACUUUUGCGAGAUGGCGGGAGGCGCCUGUACGCAGCAACAGUGCUGCUGCUUGCCUUCGCGUCGACUCUGCAGGCCCAGGCGAUGGUCGAAGAAGCAAAGGUGUUCGACUCGGUACCAGCGAUCGCGGCCUUGGAGAAGCACGUGAUUGAGCUCGAGUUCGAGCAGAUGACCACAAUAGCCAGAGGAGAUGUGGGUGAUGACGGCCGAAGCCCUGUCGUCCAUGACCCGCAGGAAACAGAGCCUUUGUUGGAGGUACAGAGCGCUAGCAGCGCGUCUGAGUGCUCGGGUAGUGCAGGAGACGCAGAGACGAUUGAGUUCCCGCAGUCAGAGGACUGUAGUCAGUCUGCAAGUGUCAGUGAUGCAGCUUCAGGUUCAGGAGCGGAGAAUGAGGACGCUGUUCUGGGCGUAACGCUUGAUUUAGGCGGACUGGAGAUCUCUGUAGGCUCGGUAGACAUCGCAGUUGGUUCAGGAGGUAUUGACGUAUCCGCGGGCUCAGCAGGUAUCGCGGUAGGAGCAGGAGGUGUCGAGGCUACAGUGGGCUCGGGAUCGUAUGGAUUUGGCGUUUCUGUGGGGUCGGACUGCGUCGGUGCGACCGUGGGGUCGAAUGAUCUCGAUGUCUCGGCUGGAUCAAAUGGCUUAGGAGUCUCGGUAGGAUCCCUAGGAUUGGACGUGUCAGUUGGAUCAGACGGCAUUGACGCGACCGUGGGGUCACAUGGCGUCGACAUCUCGACAGGGUCACAUGGAUUGGAUGUUUCGGUUGGAUCCCAGGACUUGGACGUGUCAGUUGGGUCAGGAGGCUUUGGCGCUACCGUUGGAUCGAACGAUCUCGACAUCUCGACGGGUUCAAAUGGCUUGGGAGUCUCGGUUGGUUCCCAAGGACUGGACGUGUCAGUUGGAUCAGACGGCAUUGAUGCUACCGUGGGGUCACAUGGCGUCGACAUCUCGACAGGGUCACAUGUAUUGGAUGUUUCUGUUGGAUCCCAUGACUUGGACGUGCCAUAUGAAUCAGGCGGCAUUGGCACCACCGUGGGGUCGAAUGGUAUUGACGUUACGGUUGGCUCUCGUGAAAUCCACAUCGACGCGAGCUCCAGGGAUAUUGACGCCUCUGUAGGUUCACAAGGUCUCCACGUUACGACCAGCUCUUCCGAUAUUGAUGUCUCGGUCGGAUCUCGGGGCGUUCACUUCGGAGCUAGCUCUGCGCACGCUGACGCGACUGUCAGCCCCAACACCGAGUAUACCAAUCUUCCGACUGUCGGCCCCAACGUGCAGGUUACCUCCACACCGUCAAGCGUGGAUGUGUCUGGAGGAUCUGGUAAUGCCCAGGUGGUUGUUGGUUCCACUGACCACAGCGUACCAAUUAAACAGAGUGCGUUUUCGUACUCGGGGGAACGCACUAUUGUUCUUGAAUCGACAUCAGCACCAAGCUCAAAUAUCUCGACUACGACGGAAGAAACUCCGUCCCCAGAGAAAUCAAGCAACUUUACUGCCGCAUCGGGAGAAUCGGCGGUGCCAACGGAAGCAUCGUCUGUGAACGAUACUGUAUCUGGGUCAUACAGCGGGUCAAGCGAGGUUGUCCAGGUCUUUUCACUCACAGCAAGCAACAGUUCCUCAAGUGUGUCUGAAUCUGGAAGCGAUGGCUGGUGGAGCGGGAGUGAGUAUUAUGAGCCGUACACUUCAACCUACUGCCGGUGUAAGGCUACGGAAUGCCAGAACGAAUACCCGGGCGAGUCCAGUGGCUCUACAUGCGAAAGCAAGUUGUCCGAUGGCUCGUGUCCGGCAGGAUACAAGACGUGUGUGUCUACAGAUUCGUACAAGAUUUCGACGUCGACUGUCACUCCUAACAGUGUUGCAGAGGCGACGUUCACUCUUUUGGCUGGCGAUAUCAUCGGAGCGUUCUACAAUUUGGGGGAAGAAGACCCAAUCACCCGCAAAAGCAACUGGUGGAUCACUAUUUCGCUGCCUAGUGGAUGGAGAUUUGUGGCAUGGGAGAACACUGCAGUUGAAGUGACACUACGGGACGAUGAUAGAUACUACUCAUUGGCUGUACGCGUACACAGCUGCGCAGACGUGACGAACAGCAGUAACUGCGACAGCGACACUCAUCGUUAUGGCUUCGUCGAUGUCAUGAGCCUUAUCGAGGGUCGAGAGGAUUUAAUGACGUCGAGCUCUCGUGGUCCAAUGUCCUUCGUGUUGUCCAAGAGUAUCGUCACUGGCGUCAAGGCAUCCAGCAGUUCUGUGGGUGUGAGUGUGUCGCUGUCUUACGAAUCCUCGUCGGGAACGCUUAAGUCUGCUGCUACUUCCAGACGCACGCGGGAGCUGACAGUGAUUGCUUCUGGCUCCAUCGCCUCUACAUCCGCGGCGGAUUUCAGCGCUCUAACUCUCGCCACCAUGGCGUUACCCCAAGUACGAAGAGGCCGCUUGGAUUCGUCGCUGGUGUGGAUGGAGGAGGACACUGAGAUCAUGAUGUUGUCUUUUUCAACGUCUACCAUUGUCGGUCCCAACUCAGCCAAUCCAAAAGUAUGCGUCGACAUGCGCUCAUCGUAUUGCGCGAGUAAAGGACGGGAGCCUACAUCUACUGUGAGCUUCGGAUCUUCCACGCAGGCUUCAUACGUCCAAGGUGGGAAUCCUUUCCUCAACCUCUACGCCGACCCUGGCGAAACCAACCUGAACAUUCAGAGCGACAAUGCCACCUACUUUUGUGUGACGAACCUCCUUCCCUCAGGUGUCAAGACAAACGACUCGUGGGAGAUCCGGACGACCUUCACCUUCCAGAUUCAAGUAACAAAUGUGGCGUGGACUAGCAAUGAGGAUCAGGAGGAUACCAACACUGGAUUCCGAUUACCUCCACUCAGCGAGGUGGUGCUGAUGGACGACAGCGACGUGAUGGGAAGCGACUGCGCACAGACGUUGGUUCACCAGAAAACGUACUCGAAGUCCACUCUGAGUGUUUAUAGUGUCAUGUCGAUCACAUUCUUCGCUGUUGCGCUGGCCGGUGCUGUCCUCGUUACUCGAAUGAAUGGUAUCUCUUUCUCGAGACCUACGUUCUAUAACGACAUGACGUCGCUGUCCGUGAUGAUGAUCUUCAUUCUAUGCAUCGUUGGCAAUGCAAUUUGGAUUAGUGUUUCGACGAAAGCAUCGUCGGCACGAGGAACGGAUAUCUACUACCUGCUGUAUGCGAUUUCUGUCUGCUUUACGUGGACGAUGAUGACGUCGGUUUGCUUCCACUGGGGAACCGUGCUGUUCCACGACGUGGGGCCGUCUGGACGAUUAUUAGUGUUCGUCGUGUACGUGAUCAUCAACGUGGCGUUCUACGCCGUUCAGCUGUUCGGAGUGGUCAGCCUCACGGACUUCUACAAGUGCACGUACGAUGACUACCUCAAGAACCCGUUCUACUCCAUGCGCCUGUGUUCAGACGACUACUGUCCCGAUCUGCAGCCGACGCAGUGGAAAUAUGCGGUGGACAACGUCUGCAAGGAUGUUAGCUACUCGGAUUGGUUCUUCCCGCUUCACCAGAGCGCAGAAUUGCUGAUCUUUCUGACUUCAGUGGCGCUGCUUGUGCUGGGAACGUUUGUGAUCCAACGUGGUGUGCGGCUGAUCGAUCAAUCGGGUGAUAUCUUCGACGAUCACGUGGUGCAGGUGAUGAAAAAGUCGCUGAUCACGUACCUGGUGGUGAUCUUAUCGAUUGCUCUUGUACUCGGAACAUCCUGCAUCAUGAACUCCAUUCUCCACUGGAAGAACUGGAGCAUCAAUUCUGUCGUGUGGUAUGUUUUCUCUAUCUGGCUUCCGACUCUGGUGCCGCCGAUUGGGUUUCUAUUGCUGCAGUGGAAUCCACGACUUCACGGAAUGAAUUGGAACCCGUCGUUGCACGUCAAGGACCCGCAGCUGCUUCAUCGUACGAUGUCGAGUAUCUCCGAGAAGGUUGAAAGUGGCAAGUUCGACAUGUCUGGAAAUGGCACGGGGCUAAGCGAUGGCUGGGCUGGUAUUUUACGCUUUCCUGACACGGAAUACAACCCCAUUGGCCAGGAGAGCGUCGACGGCACGCAGAAUGUGCUUGCACUAGCAGUUCAGCUCGUGUCGCCCAUUCCUCUUACACAUGCCUGCUUUGUUGAGCUCUACGUCGCUGAGAAUACGUCGCCUGAAGGUGAAAACGAUGUGACUGGAGAAGAUCAUUACGAAGACCUUCCAGUGCUGAGUUACCGUCGCUCUUCCAUCAGUACGUUCAUUGAAAGCGGACUACACCAAGAAGGAAUUCUCAGUCGUCGCAGUCAGUCCAUCUCGCUGCUUGGCGCCGGUGCCUUACCUACUCCUGUGCCGGUGUCGAACCCGGCAGCAAAGUGGUCGCGUGUGGGCUUCACAGAGACUGUUCUACCUACGCUGGUGACUGGCAACUCUGAAAGCAGCAGCGGUGUUACUCAAAUCGCUACUUUCUUGUCGGUACUUCAGAUUCCGGUGAUGCCCGCGAACCCACUUCUCCGAUUUGUCGUGUACGAAAUUCCGGAAAAGGCUUCGUCCCCGUCUUCUGAUGGAGAGACGCGUGAGUCUCGUCAAUUGAUGCGUGCAUCGUCCAUUCAACUCGAUGAACGCGCUAGAAUUGCUCGUGUGUCGGGAAUGGGUAUGGCUCCACCUUCACGUCCUAAAGUGUUCUGCGAGUUCUCGUGUGCAUGUGAUGAUAUGCUGUCCGCUGACGAGGUGAAUUUAGUGGCUCGGCAAGUGUCUUACCGCAAUCGAUCGCCGAUCCCGACAGUUCUGAGUGACGGUACUGGCACGGAGUCUCCGAAUGUUAAUGCUGCUAAUGGGGCUGCUAUUCCGGAAGUGGAUCCGUCGGUACCUCGCCUUCGCGUCAAGUCUAUGACUGUCUCUCCACGUCAACUCAAAGAGAACUCUGGCUUCUACAUCACGAAGAGUUUCCAGUUUGCUGAAGGCGACGAAAUGGUGAUCGAAGACAUGAUCGAGAGUCCGCUGACGAACGAACUACCGCGUCAGUAUUUGGAGUUGCUGGUUACUGAGCGUGCGGAUGAUCUGGCGCGUGCACAGGCUGAAGCUGCGGGCUUUGAGGCAAGGGUGAAGAGUGGACUUGUCGGCAAUUUGUACGACAACUUGAUCGAACAAAUUCAGGGCGAGAAUGACCAGACCGUGGUGCAAAUGUGGCUGAAUGAACGCGUCCAGCAACGCAAGAUGUACGUCGAGGCGCUACGUGAAUGCCACCAGUUGUGUAUUGAUCGUGCAGAAGAAGGACUCAAUUUCAAGGCUAGUACCGAGAAGAAGAGCCUCGUGUUGCGAUUCCUGCCCAUCAACCUGCAUGUGCAGGACAUGUGGGUCGGCCCAACGGCGGAUCUGCGCUCGCAGCGAUCAAGACGGACGUCACCUAACGUUCGGGUGUAUCCUACUGUGACGGUCGGCGCGUUUGCUGCUCACUGCUUCAAGUUCCGCCACAAUGGCAGCAUCCUGAGCUUGCGUGCGACGUUGCAGAAGCGAUCGCUGUCGCGCGUACAGAGCGACGUGUCAGACAAGAGCGUCGACGUUGUGGACUGGACCAAUGCGGACAUUCGCUCUACGGACGAGACGCGAUGGCAUCUCACGACACGAUUCGAUAUGUGCUUUUCACAGGCGUUGACGACUUUGGUUACGUCCUUCUGUCGCCAGUUGGAAUACUCGUUGCAGCACCCGAGCGACCGCACAUUCCUGAGGACUAUCGACUCCAUCGGUUUCCUGUUCCAGGUCGAGUCAUUGCUGUCCACACAGGGCAAGGAGAUCGGGAUGCUUGAAGACUUUUCCGCUGCGGUCGAUGCACUCAAACACGUGACGUUUGUGCUGGACACGUCGCCGCCUGCCCACCUCCCUUCUACGCUACUCAAUCUGCACAUGAAGAACACCACACUACCUGGUGUUGUGUCGGUGCGCUUGAGCAAGGGAUCUACCAAGGGAACUUUCACUGUGGCGAUUGGCGUGCGCUGCUCGGAGGACGUGCGAGCAUCGAUCCCGUCCACCAUUCGAUCGGGUGGCAGUAUUACCGUCACCCCCGUGAUCUUCACACAGGGCAUCAACGAGAUGCAGACGCUAGCCAAUAAUGCUAGUGCCAAGAAGACGACUCUACAAGAUAUCAUCAAUCGCAAAAGCUUCUUCGUGCUGACACGCUACGUCGAGAAAUACAAGCAGCUUGCUGCUCAGAGGCCAGACGCAGUGCCUACGCCAAUGAGCACGAUCGCGCCUCUGCUCGAAUCGCUGGAGGAGCGUAUUGCGACUGCCAGCAAGCGGCAUGUCGUGAAAUCUAAGCACCCCAAGAUCAUUCAAGAGAGCUCGCACUUGUGCCGUCUACUUGGUGCUGGUCGUGUUACUUCGUGCAAGAGUGCCAAGGACCGCACUGGUAUGUCCGUGACGCUCGAGCAGGUGCGACUGCUGAGCAAGAACCACGGUCUGCCCGAGGAAUUCGCGGUGCGUACAGUCUCAACCAUGCGCAGCAACGGCGUUCGCCUGGAGAACGCACUCAAAAACACUGGCAAGCGUCAAUACGCAUUCAACGCGUUGCAGCGCUCGCUGCUUCCCGAUGAGUACAAGUGUCCCGAAGGCACAUACGGCCGUGGCAACGUGAGUUAAGGAGACUCGACUGACACUACAGUGUUCGUGAAGUAGCCUCCGUGUCCAAACACGCUGUUAUUAUUUUUUGUCGCUGAAUACAAUUUUGAGGAAAAACAA